AUGAACAAGAUAUCAGAGGGUGCCCGUGAAUGGGAGACGUUCAAAUAUGACUCUUUCCACAUCCCCAACGCCGUCUUCAACAGUCCCGACCGACCGAUUCCCCCCUCCUCGCUCGCGUCAUCGCCCGAUACGGGCCUCACUGCCUUUGCGCAGCUGGGCGCUCUGCGGCUCAAUGCUUCUCGAGCAUUGAUUUCCCUGUUCGAUCGCCGCAACCAGUACAUCGUCGCCGAGGCCACUCGUUACAUGCCGCUGGCGCCCGAUGCCAAGUAUCCCACGCAAAAUCAUCUCUGGCUCUGCGGAACAGCCAUCCCUCGCGCAUUCGGGAUCUGCGAACAUGUCUUGAUUGGAGCAACCCAAGAAGCGUCGAAUCCUCGACACCCGUCGGCAGCCGCCAAUGAGAGCGAGCUCCCCGUGGCCGUGGUUCCGGAUCUCGCAGCUGACCGGCGGUUCUGUGACCGUCCGUAUAUCGAGGCCGCCCCGUACAACCGCUUUUAUGCGGGUGUUCCUAUCCGAUCUCCCAAGGGUAUCAACAUUGGUGUUUACUGCAUCUUCGAUGACCGCCCACGCGCCGGGCUCGAUGCCGAUUCGGUUCAAUUCCUGCGCGACACCGCCCAAACCAUUAUGAAAUAUCUCGAGGCCAGGAGGGUCAAUGAAAGCUACCGCCGCAGCGAGCGUAUGGUGCAGGGAUUGGGCAAUUUCAUCGAAGGCAGAGAUGACCCCGUCCCACCGCCAAAGUUCGACCCGCGAUCGGCCACGAAUGGCUUCGAGCCGCCUCAGCUGGCGGUGUCACUUUCGGGGACGGACUCGCCGUCGCCCGAAUCCCCCGAAACCGCCGACCCCCCCGUUCGACCGGGCAUCAACCCAACCAGCCCGGAAGCGACAAGUUCCCCCACCAAGGUCGACUCAAGCGAUUCCGUCGAGACCACAGCAACAACAGCUACGGUGGCGACGACCACAUCGAGCACUGCUCCGCCGGACCCGCACUUGUCGGAAACGAUCAAGAUCUUUUCGCGGGCGGCCAAUGUGAUUAGAAAGUACCUUGAAGUAGACGGUGCCCUUUUCCUAGACGCCAGCAUUGGAUCAUUUGGCGGCCUCGUGACAGGUCCUCGCCGGGCAAGCGAUGUGGCAGACCGCGACUUCUCGAGCAGCGAAGACAGCCUCUCCGAAAGGCCCGAAGAUGACGACGAUGGAUGGUGCAAGACUUUUGGCAGAUCAUCCACCGUGGAGGGCGGCAGCAGCGGGCCAGACAUGCCACAGCUGGGUCGCAAAACUUUGCGCGAGAGAUUUCUUAGGAAACUACUUCGUAAGUAUCCCAACGGAAAGGUGUUCAGCUUCGAUGAGACGGGGAACUGGCUAGCUGCCGACUACGAAAACGAUGAUGCCGAUAUCACGCCCACGGAAGAGACCGAACGGCUACCCACGCGGCCCGACAGCAAGGCAGCUCAUUCGUAUUUCACCAAGAGGAACGAGGCAAAGACCAUCAUCGACAUCUUUCCAGGCGCAAGGAGCAUCGCGAUUGUUCCGUUGUGGGAUCCUUCGAAAGAGCGAUGCUUUGCUGGGGGGUUUGUUUGGAGCAAGAGCGCCACUCGUAUCCUAACGCCAUCUGCGGACUUGCCCUUCCUACGGGCAUUCGGAAUGGUCACCAUGUCCGAGGUUAUCCGGCUCGACGCCAUUUUGGCAGACAGGGCGAAGACGGACAUUCUGGGUUCCCUGAGCCACGAGCUUCGGUCACCACUCCACGGGGUCGUCGCCGCGGCCGAGCUUCUUCACGAUACCCAGCUGGACGCUUUCCAGGUCGAUGUCAUCCACACCAUCGAGAUAUCAGGCAAGACGCUACUCGACACCAUUGAUCACCUGCUGGAUUAUAGCAAGGUCAACACAUUCCUACGGGCGUCCAAGUCUCGGCGCAAGAACAGCGGGAUGGGACGAGGUUUGCGACCGGAAACGUCGGCAUCCAUCGAAUCGGGCAUGAUGAGUCUGGUGUCGGACGUGCACCUCGACUUGCUCGUCGAGGAAGUCAUCGAAAGCGUCUUCAUUGGCCACAGUUUCCACCACAUGGUUGCCUCUUCACUGGCUCGACACGGCACAUCGUCGGGGCCCCCUACCCCGGCUCAGGAGAAGCUGGACGCCAUCGCGACAUCCGACGGCCUGGGCCAUAGGCGAGGACCCUCCGAAAGCCAGCCUGCCAGCCUCAAGGACGUCAAAAUCCUCGUUGACAUUGAUCCGCAGUCGUCGUGGGUGUUCCACACCAACCCUGGCGCUAUCCGCCGCGUUGUCAUGAACCUGUUUGGAAAUGCGCUCAAGUACACGUCAAAAGGAUUCGUAAAGAUCCACCUGCGGCAGAAGGAGGUUGUGCACAAGUCGUCGAGGUCUGCGUCGAUGGUGGUACUCACUGUGACCGACUCGGGCAAAGGCAUCAGCGAGGAAUUCCUCCACAACAAGCUCUUUACCCCCUUUUCCCAAGAAGAUUCCCUGGCACCGGGCACUGGCCUGGGCCUGAGCCUUGUUCGGCAAAUCGUCACCGGCCUCGGCGGGACGAUCAGCGUGAGAAGCCAAGUCGGCCACGGGACGAGCAUGACGGUAUCGAUGCCACUCGUACUCUCGCGAAAGGCAGAUGGUCGUGGCAGGAAGUUCUCUUCUGAUCUCAAGACCUUGGCUGGCACUCGACUGUCGGUUCGUGGAUUUAGUCGCGGCUUGGAGGACUCGGAGGAGCUGCGCGCCGGCGGACUCGACCUCCCCGUAGAAAGCUUGCCUUUCAAGUGGAUGGAUGUCAAGAUCAACGAGGACAGCCGGUGCCCGGACGGUUCUGAUCUGACGGUGUGCAGUGAGGAGGCGUUUAAGAGGCACGGCAUGUCAGAGACUGGAGGUGUCGAGACACCGCUUGUAGUGGUGUGCGGGAACGCCGAGGCUGCGCAGAAGCUCGCCACGUCGUACAGACGUUCCCUUCGUCACGAGGCCGUCAUGGAGUUUAUCGCUCAGCCCACCGGGCCCAGGAAGGUCGCAAAGGCUCUGGCCUGCGCCCUCGACCGCUGGAAGCAGCGUCAACCAGCCGCCAAACCGAUAGCAGUCAGCCCACAGUCCGAAGCUUUCCCUCCGCUAGCCCCGGGCUCACGCGUGUUGAGGCCAGACACCCUGACGACGAGGCCGAGAGCGCAGUCGGAGACGGUGAGGAUGGUGAGGGUAACAUCGCCUCCCCCCGAUAAUGCGUCUCAGUCGCCCGGGGACAGUUGGAUCGCCAAUACAAACGAUUCCAACAACUUUACGUUGACGCUUCCGUUCCGGCCGGCGCCAUCAGCGGCGACGCCGGCUAUGCCGACAGCUCCGGCCAAGAGCAGCACGAGAACCAGCGUGCCCCCUUCGCCUGGUAUCGCCAAGUCACCAUCGGAGUUUCUCUUGGUGGACGACAACGCAAUCAAUCUCAAGAUUUUGUCGGCCUACAUGAAGAGGCUUCAGAAACGGCACACCACCGCCUCAAACGGUCUCGAGGCUCUACAAGCGUACACAACACAACCGCAGCGGUUCUGCUGCAUUCUCAUAGACAUAACGAUGCCUGUCAUGGACGGGCUUGAAGCUACAAGGCGGAUCAGGAAGUUUGAGCGAGCGCAGAACCUGGCGCCGGUGACUGUGAUCGCUAUCACCAGUUUGGGAUCGCAGAGCGCCCGGCAAGAGGGCUUCGCCAGCGGAAUGGACCUCUUCUUGACGCGACCGGUGACCAUGACGGAGCUGGUCAAGAUUUUGAAGCUACGGAAACUAGUGGACGAGACAACGGAGAAGGAAGUCUUGUCGCAAUGA
Colletotrichum navitas is the source of this 3792-nucleotide messenger RNA. RefSeq names its product hsp90-like protein. Lineage: Eukaryota; Fungi; Ascomycota; Sordariomycetes; Glomerellales; Glomerellaceae. Gene Ontology annotation, cellular component: plasma membrane. The transcript has 6 exons. Gene Ontology annotation, molecular function: phosphorelay sensor kinase activity; histidine phosphotransfer kinase activity. The coding region runs from base 1 to 3792 and encodes 1263 amino acids. The record is from RefSeq and is a predicted model, not a curated record. Gene Ontology annotation, biological process: phosphorelay signal transduction system; protein autophosphorylation.